UCCUCUAUCCAGGGCUGCUGGAGGGCUGCUUCUCUUUGAGCCUUUAGGGAGAUUGUCUUCACUGGGGCAAGAGUGGGGUACAGGCUGUGUUAUGUCACUUUUCAGAGGAAGCAGCUACAAUGAGUCCAUCCUCUCCACCAUGGGGGAAUAAAAAAAACAGUUCAGGAUAUAGCUGGGAAGUGAUUUCCUACCAGAAGUGUGUACCAGUCGCCUGUUAAAAUGUGUUUAGAAAUAAUCACUAGAGGAAUUUUUUUUUCAUUCUCCACAAAAGCUGCUUAAGAUAUGGAUGUGAUUUUAAAAUAUGGGUGAAGGUUGACAGCUGAAUGUUUUUAGUCUUGACAUCUGCCAACAGUGGUGAUAAUGAGGAAUAUUUAUUGAACAUCUAGAAUGUGCUACACUGUGCUUAGCACUUUUUUUUUAAAGAUUUUAUUUAUUUAUUUGAGACAGAGAGAAUGAGACAGAGCACAUGAGAGGGGGGAGGGUCAGAGGGAGAAGCAGACUCCCUGCCGAGCAGGGAGCCCGAGGCGGGACUCGAUUCAGGGACUCGAUCCAGGGACUCCAGGAUCAUGACCUGAGCCGAAAGCAGUCACUUAACCAACUGAGCCACCCAGGCGCCCCUGUGCUUAGCACUUUAUGCACAUUUUUCCAUUCAUCCUCAGCCAGCCUGUGACUUAGGCAUCGUUCUCUUCCCAUUUCACAGAUGAGGAAGGUGAGGCUCAAAGAGAUUGAGCACUUUGUUCAAGGCCCCAUGGCUAAUAGAUGGAGGAGCCAGUUUAACCCCUGAUCUGCUCUUCCCAUGACUGGGCUCUCAACUUGGUUGUGUUGUCUCACCUUUAUCAACAAUUUAUUCAGGGCACUGAAUGAUUUAAACAUUUUAAGUACGUUUUAGUUAAAAUGUUUAUAAAGAAAUAUUUAUUGGGGCGCUUGAGUGGCUCAGUCUGUUAAGCAUCCGACUCUUGAUUUCGGCUCGGAUCGUGAUCUCAGGAUGGAACCCCUGCUUGAGCCUCAGUGCUGGGCGUGGAGUCUGCUUAAGACUCUCCUCCCUCUGCCAGUUCCCCCUUCCCUCUCUUAAAAAAAAAAAAAAAAAAUAUAUAUAUAUAUAUAUAUAUAUAUAUGUAUAUUGAGUGCCCACUGUGUACUGGGCACUUUUCUAUGACUGGAACAAAAAAAGGAUGAUUAAGAUACACUCUCAGCCUGCAGAUAGGGUCCUCGUGGACACUAGUGACAAUAAGAAUGACAAUAGCUAACGUAGAACGCUUACCUAGAGCUCCUGGCAGUGCUCAUGCUUUCUGUGCAUCACAUACUGAUUCACUUAAAGAGAAGAUAGACAUGUUUAACGGAAGACAGAUGUGCCAUUGGAUGAGCAGUAGCCCUUGUGUGACUGACGGCUCUUGGCAACCUGAGCCCUACAAAGGGGACAAACACCAGAGAACAACAGUAGGCCUGCCCUUGCCAGGCACAGCAGAGAUGGCAAGCGAUCAAGGCUGUGGUGCGGAGCAAGCAGCUGGGGACGCAGGCAGCCCAGAUGCAGUCGAUGCUAAGCCAGACCGGUCCUUCUUUGUCCCAUCACUCUUCAGUAAGAAGAAGAAGAAUGACGCGGGGAAAUCAAUCAAGACCGCCCAGGACCGAGUGCUUACAUAUCAGUAUAACAUGAAUUUUGAGAAGGUGGGCAAAUGCAUCAUAAUAAACAACAAGAACUUCGACCAAAAGACAGGUAUGAGCGUCCGAAAUGGGACGGACAAAGAUGCUGAGGCCCUUUUCAAGUGCUUCAGAAACCUGGGCUUUGAUGUGGUCGUCCAUAAUGACUGUUCUUGUGCCAAGAUGCAAGAUCUGCUGAAGCAAGCCUCUGAAGAGGACCACAGAAAUUCCGCUUGCUUCGCCUGCAUCUUGCUAAGCCACGGGGAAGAAAAUUUAAUUUAUGGAACAGAUGGCGUGACAGCAAUAAAGGACUUGACCGCCCAUUUUAGGGGGGACAGAUGCAGAAGCCUUCUAGAGAAACCCAAACUCUUCUUCAUUCAGGUAAUCCCUUUUCAAAGCCAGUGCCAUUGAAAAAGGACAAAGAUGACAGAGCGAUGACAGCGUGACUUGGGUUCUAUCACCUUUACAGAUGUACGUGCUGUUUCAGUUGGGGUUUGCAAAUUUAGGUUUUGUUUUUCUAUCCCUCCAUGCUUGGCAUCUGUAUUUGCAUCAGCUCAGCCGUUGUGAGGGUUUAAGACACUGUGAUAUUUUCAUUUGCUUUGCUUGCUAAUUUGACGCAAGCUUUAUUCAUUAUGUAUUUAUAUUUCAAA
Mirounga angustirostris (Northern elephant seal) is the source of this 2288-nucleotide messenger RNA. It is a transcript of the gene CASP7, whose product is annotated as caspase 7. Gene Ontology annotation, cellular component: cytoplasm. Gene Ontology annotation, biological process: positive regulation of neuron apoptotic process; apoptotic process; proteolysis. The transcript has 5 exons. Lineage: Eukaryota; Metazoa; Chordata; Mammalia; Carnivora; Phocidae. The coding region runs from base 1234 to 2049 and encodes 271 amino acids. The record is from RefSeq and is a predicted model, not a curated record.